Molecule: messenger RNA, 936 nt
Organism: Equus caballus (horse)
Lineage: Eukaryota; Metazoa; Chordata; Mammalia; Perissodactyla; Equidae
Gene: MRPL24
Product: mitochondrial ribosomal protein L24
Biological process (GO): translation
Cellular component (GO): ribosome; mitochondrion
Molecular function (GO): RNA binding; structural constituent of ribosome
Source: RefSeq, a predicted model, not a curated record
GAUUCGUUGUUGAGCUUCUGCUCUACAAUUAGACUACAUUUCCCAGAGAGCCGAGGGACGGGGACGGGAGGGGCUUAGGGCCCAUGUGCAGAGGUAACUGACUGAGGCUCCGUGGCGCAGCGGCAAGUGGCGAGUUGACUAGGAAGGUUUCUGGGUCUUUCGCUGGCCAGAGGACUUCUCACAGCCUCCAGCCAUGCGUCUCUCUGCCCUGCUGGCCUUGGCAUCCAAGGUCACUCUACCUCCCAACUACCGCUACGGGAUGAGCCGCCCAGGCUCCCUGUCAGACAAGAGGAAGAAUCCUCCAGGGACCAGGCGGCGCCGGGUGGCUGUGGAACCCAUCUCUGAUGAAGACUGGCAUCUGUUCUGUGGGGACAGGGUGGAGGUCCUAGAAGGCAAGGAUGCUGGGAAGCAAGGCAAAGUGGUUCAAGUUAUCCGGCAGCGAAACUGGGUGGUCCUGGAGGGGCUGAAUACACAUUACCGCUAUAUUGGCAAGACCAAGGAUUACCGGGGAACCAUGAUCCCUAGCGAAGCACCCUUGCUCCACCACCAGGUUAAACUUGUGGAUCCUGUGGACAGGAAACCCACUGAGGUGGAGUGGAGAUUCACUGAAGCAGGAGAGCGGGUACGAGUCUCUACAAGAUCAGGAAGAAUUAUCCCCAAACCUGAAUUUCCCAGAGCUGAUGGCAUCGUCCCUGAAACAUGGACUGAUGGCCCCAAAGACACAUCAGUGGAAGAUGCUCUAGAAAGAACCUAUGUGCCCCGUCUAAAGACACUGGAGGAGGAGGUGAUGGAGGCGAUGGGGAUCCAGGAGACUCGGAGACACAAGAAAGUCUAUUGGUAUUGAACCUGGGGAGAGCAGCUUCUCCUCUCCUUGUCUUAGCCUUGAAGGUUGUGGCCACCUCUUCUUCAGACACCAAUAAAGAGCCAUGAGUCGUC